AUGGACCAACAAACAAAGAACUCUGAGAGCCAGCCUGCGCGUGGAAGGAGCGAUCUUGGCGACAAUGUAUCAUCCGAUGUGGUCAAUCCACAGUCCUCGCAAUCCAACCAUUACUCACUCCCAAUUAAGCCUAACUGGACCGAAGUCAGCGAUACUCAACCUACUAAGACCAAGGAGACUUUCGGUUGUUCCGCUAUUUCCUCUCUCGAGCCUAAACAAGCACCUACCUUCCACAAGUUUCCCCAACUUCCCAUUGAGCUCCGACUUAAGAUGAUGAAGUUUGUCUUGCCUGACCUGAGAGUUAUCGAAAUCUUGUGGGACCAAAAGAGACAUGAAUACUAUACCAACUGCAAGGUUCCUGCAAUUCUUCAUGUAAACAAAGAAUUCAGGGAGGAAGGUCUGAAGACGUAUUCUCUUUUCAUCGUCGACAACAACACCACACAGAGUACUGAAGACGUUACUGGAGGCGGUUUCAAUGUGUGGAAUGCUUUGUUCGGCCCUGCGCCAGUACCUGGCCAGGUGACCUCGACCUCGGAUACGACCACCAUGGCAUCUGCUUCCGCCACUCGCAAUCCCAACCUCGCAGCACAAGCCAAUGAAGGAGGAGCUGAGCUUGUACAGAAGCCUUUAGGAUCGUAUAUCGACUUCGGACAUGAUAUGAUUUAUGUGUGUCUCGAGCGAUAUUUCGAGGAGUGGCAAUGCAGGAUGAAGAUCAGAGACUUCUUGUUAAGCAUCAAUGCUGAGACAGCGGCCAAAAUCCAACAGAUCGCUAUUAGGCCACAACGAUUCUCAUUCAAUAUGAUCUUUCAGGCUCUGUCGAUGUUUCCAAACCUACGUCUUUGCGCAGCAGUGAACUCGGACGUCUGUCAGUCAUUUGCUAACGGAGACCCCCACCUUGUGAAUCCAGCUCCAUAUCUCCCAGCGAUCGGUUUCAAGAAUGUCUGUCGGGAAGGAAAUAUUCGAACGAAGCGAUGGUCUGUGUUGGAGAGACGAACAAUGGGUAUUCUCACGCAGCAAACCUACAAAGACUUUGAGGAUCAGAUGGCUGAGUUGAAGCGACGAAGUGAACCGCUGGGUUUGGACAGAGAGUGGAUGGCUAGGUUGAAUUUCUGCAUGAUUAAUAUCAUGAGAAAGGGAGAUUGAGAAGCCGUGGGAAACAUCUAGGCAUAGCCAAUGCGCGAG
Mollisia scopiformis is the source of this 1182-nucleotide messenger RNA. RefSeq lists its product as uncharacterized. Bases 1 to 1143 code for a protein of 380 amino acids. The transcript has a single exon. Lineage: Eukaryota; Fungi; Ascomycota; Leotiomycetes; Helotiales; Mollisiaceae. The record is from RefSeq and is a predicted model, not a curated record.